CCCUUGACUGGAAAUUGAACCCAAGACCCUUCAGUGUGCUGGCCAAUGAGGAGCAUAUAUUUAGUGUUCAGAACUCAUACCCUUUACUGGAGGGAAAAAAGCCUUUUAUACCUGUUUUACAUAGUGUUUGUUUGUUUUUUUCCUUUUUUUCUCCUUUGUGGUUUCUAUUAAUCACUUAAGGUUUAGACCCAGUGUGCCUGCUGGGCUGUGCCCAGGUUCAGAGCCAUGCCAAUUGGUGGGUGAAGCACUUGAGGCCCUGAUGGAACCGCUGCAGCAUCAGCCACCACAGCAGCAGCCAUCGAACCUAGCUCCUCUGGGGAUGGAUGCCAGAGCGAAGCAGGGACAGCAGAUAAGAGAAGCCCAGUUCUUGUAUACCCAGAAGCUGGUCACACAGACUCUCCUUUCUGCCACAUCUGGGCGUCCUUCUGGCAGCCCUUCCCUGGGUCCCUUAGCCAGAGUUCCUCCGGCCACAGCAGUGACCCGAGUUUUUGAACGGAGCAACGCAAACUCAGAGCAUGAGGAAGAGGAGGGAGGCUUGGAAGAUGAGGAUGGGGAUGAUGACAUUGCAGAGGUGGCUGAGAAAGAGGCCCAGGCUGCUUCAAAAUAUUUUCAUGGGCAAAAAGUGGCUCACCAAGACCCCAGAGUGGCACCCGAAUCUGGUCUCCUUCCAGUACCAGGGCUCCCACCACACGGACAGCAAGCUCAAGAAGACCAUGCCAAAGGUGCUGCCAAGGCCCCACCUUCAGUCUCCGCAGCUGGGCAGCCAGGCUGGAAACAGGAUGAGCAGCUCAAGCAGAAUGGUGGUUUGGCUUGGAGUGAUGAUCCAGAUGGAUGCCGAGGAAGAGAGAUCUCUCGAGAUUUUGCCAAGCUGUAUGAACUGGACGAUGAUCCGGAAAGAAAAGAGUUCCUGGAUGACCUCUUCAUCUUUAUGCAGAAGAGGGGGACCCCUAUCAACCGAAUCCCUAUCAUGGCCAAGCAGAUCCUAGAUCUGUAUAUGCUGUAUAAGCUGGUGACAGAGAAGGGGGGCCUGGUGGAGAUCAUCAACAAGAAGAUCUGGAGGGAGAUCACCAAAGGCCUGAACCUGCCCACAUCCAUCACCAGUGCUGCCUUUACCCUGAGGACCCAGUACAUGAAGUACCUCUAUGCUUACGAGUGUGAGAAGAAAGCCUUGAGCUCCCCAGCUGAGCUCCAGGCAGCCAUUGAUGGCAACCGGCGGGAGGGCCGGCGGCCCAGCUACAGCUCCUCCCUCUUCGGCUACUCACCCACUGCCACUGCUGCUGCCACCAGGGCCGCACCUGCCCUUCUCUCCACAACCAAGAUCCGCUUCCCUGUCCUUGGGCUGGGCUCCAGCAGUGGUACCAGUGCCAGCAACUCUCUCAUAUCCCCAGCAGCUACUCUCAGGAAAGGUGAUGGAGUCCCAGUGACAACAGUACCUGUGCCAAAUCGUCUGGCUGUGCCUAUGACUUUGGCAGGCCAGCAGGCUGGCACCCGAAUAGCCACACUGGAGCAGCUGCGGGAACGGCUAGAGUCAGGAGAGCCGCCUGAGAAGAAGGCAUCCAAGCUAUCAGAGGAGGAACAGCGCCUCGUGCAGCAGGCCUUCCAGCGCAACUUUUUCAGCAUGACACGGCAGCUGCCCAUGAAGAUCCGGGUCAACGGCAGAGCAGAAGACAGAUCAGAAGCCUCUGCUACAGCGCUGAAUCUGACCACAGGCAGCAUCGGGAGCAUUAACAUGUCUGUGGACAUCGAUGGCACCACCUAUGCAGGUGUGCUAUUUGCCCAGAAGCCUGUGGUUCACCUCAUCGCAGGGUCUGCUCCCCAGAGCAUCAACAACAGCACCAGCAGCAGUUCUCACUGCUCGCCAAGUCCUACCUCAUCCCGGGGCACCCCCAGUGCAGAGCCCUCCACCAGCUGGUCCCUCUGAGGGGCAGGACCCAGCUUCCACUACUCACUCUCCUGUUGAGAGUGAAGGAAGUUGAUGCACAGAAUUUACCUCAUCUCACGGAUCCCACGUCAAAUACCGUUUGACCAGAUGUUGAGAGUUUGGACAGGUCUACCUGUCCAGGCUCCAUUCAGGUCCUGCUGUACUCUGGGGACAGGGAGAGGCUGGAGGGGCAGGACACGGCAGCGUUGUCCAAUCAGGGAUUGUCCUGGAGAAAUGGGUGGGGCCAGCUUCCGGGGGAUUCCCAGGCCACCUCCCAUCCUGGGCACAGUGUAUUGACAAUCUGUAAGCCAACAUAGGCUGAAGGCCCUUCAUAUCCCUUCCCCUUUAAUUUAUUUUCCUUCCCCUGCCUUCUGCCAUAACCCCAGGGUCACUGGUCCCUCCCCCUGCUCAGUGCCCUGAUCUUUAACUCUCACAUGGAUCUGCUAGGAGCCAAGAGCGUGCCUUCGUAGCCCUACUCUGCUGAGCACGAGAUGGGGCCUUCGUUGCCUACCAUGUUGGUUCCUGGGAUGUAGGUCCCUCAGAUUCAAGUCUUGAAGCAGUCCUCAGGGCCCUUUAUUCUCCCUGUAAUGGACCCAAGAAAGGGCACAUGGGGGCAAUCCUCGGGUCCCAGGGCCCAAUGGACAUCUGAGGGAGAGGCAGAGCCUCAAGGGGCUGCCUAGGCAGGCCCUAGCACCCACUUCAAACUGACCCUUUUCUGACCCUCAGGCCUCAUGCUACCCACUCACCCUUGUUGGCCAGCUGUCCCAGGAACAGCCCACUUGCCCUUUGGCCACCUUUCUUUUCAUGGGGCCAUCUCCACCCCAACAUCCCCAAGCCUGCUGAUGUCAGAUUCAUUGAAAUACCUCAGAUUUGUAACUAUUGAUGUUUGACUCUUCAGGAAGUAUUUGCAUCUCUGAAAUCUUUUUUAUAUGUGUUUCGCUGACUUGAUUUUUUAUUUUAAAAUUUUUAUUGUUAUUAUAGCACCAAAGAAUGAGAGCAGAUCACCCCAAAGCCAAACAAAUGAUUUGGUACCCCAGCCCCUCUGGCCCUUCCAUGAAACCCCACUGAGGAGGCAGGGAGACAGACAGUAGAGAUGACUCAGGGAUCAGAGCGGCGGGGAGGAGGUGGGGUGGAAGCCUACCUUCACACAGGUUGGGUCCUGAAACCACACCAGUUCUGAAGAUGGCCCUAGACCCAUUUUCUGCUAGAGCAGGAUUAGUCCCAACCUCUACCCCCCACUCUCCAGAGGGGGCAGGAUGUCUCCCUUUCGCUCCACACUCCCACCUCAGGACAGACAGGCCAUGGGCCUUAGAGAAUGAGAUGCUGAAUUGUGUCUCCUCUUGGACCUGGGUUGGAGCAGGCUGCUCUUGGAUUGUAAGAAGAGCUGAUUCUCACACAAGGCUUACCUCGAAAUCAGUAAGCCCUGCAGUGUUCAGUAGACACCACCCACUGUGACAUUUCUGGGUUGUGGUGGGAGCCCAUGCUGGCUCAAGCCCACACCUGACUAACAUUAGUCCUGUCUAGGAAAGGGAAUUCCGGAACUUGAACACAAAACAUGCCUCAGCCUGGUAAGCUGCAGCUCUGCUGAACCGCAUCUUCUCUCCCCCCCCCAGCCCUCCACACACACAGCCCCUCCACCAGGGCUCACCCUCUUCUGGCCUCAAAAGCCUUCCUCCCUUACCCACCAGGCAAGUGUAGGGUGUGGGCAGAGAAGGGCAUCUGGGAUCUGGUGCCAGGGAAGAGCCCAGUUAGCUGGCACUGGGCCCACCUGAAGGUCUCACAGACAUUCGCCAGUGUGUUUUUCUCAGGGGUUUGGUCACGAAGAAUGGACUCUUCCUACCCAGAGGAUACAGGAACAGCACACUGUCUUUCUAGUCAUUGGAUUUGCUCCCUUAUGCAGCUGGCCCAGCCUCCCUGUCUCAGCAAACCGUUGCUGACCUCAGGACAAUAUCAGGGUCUCAGCCUGAAAGCCUGAGAGAGGGGAUGCCAGCAGGUGUCCCUAGGAACAGGGCCUGGGCCAAGAGGAACCCUCAAAGUACAGUCCUGAAGGCCCCACAGGCAGGCAGCCUGGGCAGCUCUGUCCCCUCCUCCUCCCCAUUUAUGUGUGUUCUAACCAGGAUAAAAGUGAUAACACAUGGGUAGCCCAAGCAGUGGAUAAAUACCUCAGACGUCCUCUUGCAGCAGGUGUCUGUAUAUGUUGUGGUUAUUUUCUAUCUUACAUGUUCUCAAAUGUUUAUAUUAAAAUAAACCUCUACCUCUUCACA
Miniopterus natalensis is the source of this 4185-nucleotide messenger RNA. The record is from RefSeq and is a predicted model, not a curated record. NCBI's taxonomy places the organism in Eukaryota, Metazoa, Chordata, Mammalia, Chiroptera, Miniopteridae.